Pungitius pungitius (ninespine stickleback) is the source of this 2584-nucleotide messenger RNA. RefSeq names its product islet cell autoantigen 1 (gene ica1). Gene Ontology annotation, biological process: regulation of transport. NCBI's taxonomy places the organism in Eukaryota, Metazoa, Chordata, Actinopteri, Perciformes, Gasterosteidae. Gene Ontology annotation, cellular component: Golgi apparatus. The record is from RefSeq and is a predicted model, not a curated record. The coding region runs from base 124 to 1533 and encodes 469 amino acids. Gene Ontology annotation, molecular function: protein domain specific binding. The transcript has 13 exons.
GCGAGCGCACCCUGAGUGACGUCAUCUGCGUUGGGUGCUGCGGGGAGUGCGCGGCUGUGUGGACACACGUCCGGUGCAGAAGGGCCGACAUCGCAGCGGGCGAUCUAAAAAAUAAAAAAAAGUAUGGAGGCAGGACAUUUCGGCUACCCCCAAGACCACCUGGACCGCUUCCUGCAGGGCCGGGACUCGUCCGUGGUGAACCGGUUCCAGCAGAGCUACUGGAAGACCAAGCAGACGCUCAUCAAGGUCACCGGCAAGAAGGAGGACGAACACGUGGUGGCGUCGGACGCCGAUCUGGACGGCAAGCUGGAGGUGUUCCACUCCAUCCAGAGGACAUGCAUGGAGCUCCUGAAGGUCAUCGAGCAGUACCAGAGGAGGAUCUGCUUUCUUUCCCAGGAGGAGAACGAACUGGGUCGUUUCCUGCGCUCCCAGGGCUCCCAGGACAAAACCAGGGCUGGAAAGAUCAUGCAGGCCACGGGCAAAGCACUCUGCUUCUCCUCCCAACAGAGGCUGGCUCUGAGGAACCCGCUGUGCCGCCUGUACCAGGAGGUGGAGACGUUUCGCUACCGGGCCAUCUCGGACACGUGGCUGACGGUGAACCGGAUGGAGCAGUCCAGGACCGAAUACCGCGGGGCGCUGCUCUGGAUGAAGGACGUGUCGCAGGAGCUGGACCCGGACACCCACAAGCAGAUGGAGAAAUUUCGCAAGGUUCAGGCUCAGGUGCGCACGACCAAAACGGGCUUCGACAAACUGAAGAAUGACGUUUGCCAGAAGGUGGACCUGCUGGGGGCCAGUCGCUGCAACCUGCUCUCUCACGUUUUAACCACCUAUCAGACGACGCUUUUGCACUUCUGGGAGAAGACGUCGCGCACCAUGGCGGCCAUCCACGAAAGCUUCAAGGGCUGCCACCAGUACGAGUUCUCCGCUCUCACGACGUUAAAAGGCCCCGCGGACAAGCUGCCCAAGAAGAAAGGGAAGAAGAAGAAAACGAGAGCAGCAGAGGUGGAGGAGGGACAGAAGGAGCCCCCAGAGGAGCAACUCAUCUCACUCGGGAAUGAAAACACCGGCGGUACAACCAGUGAAGGGGCCGAGGAGGGCGAGGAGAAAGACAGCGUGGCCUUACUGAACGAGAUCCUGGGCAGCACGUCAGUGGAGGACGGCAACUUCUCGCGGGAGUGGGCCGAGGUGUUCGGAGACGCGGAGGACGGGGCGAGCGCGGCGCCGGGUCGACCGGCGGAGGCCCGGCGAGCGGAGAGCGACUUCUUUCUCCCGUCACAGCUGUGGGACCAGAGCUUGAGUGACCGGCGGUCCACCCUCUCAGAUUUGGCCGGCGCACCUUUACCACCCGUUGCCCAGGCGACGGACCCCUCACCCGGAGCCAAUCAGAACCUCUGUAAGCCAGCAGCGAAAGAGAAAGCCGCCGCGUCCAAAGACCUCUCGGCGUGGUUCAACCUGUUCGCCGAUCUGGACCCACUCUCCAAUCCCGACGCCGUGGGCAGAACGGACCGAGAGCACGAACUUCACAACGCGUAGUUCUUCUGGCUGGUCGUCAUGGCGAUGUGAAAUGGGUACCUGGGAUGGAGGGUGCGCCACACGCGGCCCGUAGAAACCAAACUCUUGUUUGUGGUUGUGGACAGAAAUUAAAACAAAUCACAAUUUAGGUUACAAAACAAUUAGGUAUAUAUAUAUCUGGUAAAUUAAGUUAGCUUAAAAAAAUAAAAGCUGGUAGAUUCUAAUAGGAAAAUGACAUAUCAAUACAGUAUCUCAUUAUGAGACAACUAUAUUGUUACAAAAACACUUUUGAACAUUUAGAGUUUAGCACUAAUACCUCAGAGUCUGGAAGAAGAAGCCUUUGACAUUAGCUGCCUUUAAAAUCCCGACUCAAGUAGCAUUUAUAUUUAAUUUCUGAUUCUCAUGACGGUAAAUUGCACAAAAAAGGCAAAGAUCACAGUGCAUUGGUUUGUAUCUACGAAACCCUCCAUGUUGAGGAAGGUAUUUCUGCCAUAGAGCCGAUAAGACUUUCCAGCGCUGAUCAGAAUUAACGCAACUACGUCACACCACAUUGAAGGUCUCCUUUCUACACUUUAUGCUUUUCGACGGGUUUGCCACAUGCUGCAUUUAAUAGAUUCUAGAAUAAUUCACACAUCAUUAAGUCAUUACUGCCUGUUGCAUGCUUACGGUUCCCAGGUGAAGGUGUGAUAGAAUGAAUGAUGCAUUUAAAUGUGAGGUCGUUAUCAGUGGAUUAUGUUUUGUAUGUAUUUAGACCAGUUACUGGAUUUCAGGGAAAAAUAUGCAGUUUUCAGAUUCUUUUCUGGAGCAAGUAGGAUCAUUUUCAAAAUAAAACAAUGUUAUUCAAAUUUUUACAAUUAUGCAUGAAUUGAAUAAAACCCAAGUAAACGCCUUAAUGCAAUUACAAAUCAAAAAUAUAGAACCUCAUAACUAUUGAAUUAUAAAGUUAAUUUAUCCGGUUGAAAUCUAGCCUUAUGCCAUGUGACGUUUGUUAAUGUUUAAAGUCAUAACCAAAUACAUUGACUGCCUUACCAUGACUCCUAUUUAUACAUAAAUGCUAUGCUUCUGAAUACUG